UAAUGUGAAUCGGUAGACAAAGCCAACAUCAUGCCUUUUGAUUUGACGUGUGUAUUAGCAGUGGACUGAUGAUUUUGGAUGUGAGCAGCAUUUAUAUCGUUUGGUGCACACUUUUUCCAGUUGGUUUGCAUAAAUUUUGUUUAAUCAGUCACAAAGUACAGAGAAACUAAUUCCAAGAUGACUUAUAGCGCAAAAUGAAAACGCAGCAAAAACUUUCCACGGCGUUCGAAUGUGUGAUAAUUCGUAAACGUGUGCUGAAGGGUCACCAGGCAAAGGUGCUAUGCUCCGAUUGGUCACCCGACAAAAGGCACAUUGUUUCAUCAUCACAAGACGGUAAACUGAUUGUUUGGGAUGCAUUUACAACCAGCAAAGAGCAUUCAGUGACAAUGCCAACAACAUGGGUUAUGACUUGUGCAUAUGCACCGUCAGGCAAUUUAAUCGCUUGCGGUGGUCUCGACAAUAAGGUCACAGUUUAUCCCGUCAAUUCGGAUGAUGAGAUGCAAUCAAAAAAGAAAACUGUGGGCACGCACACAAGCUACACGUCAUGCUGCAUUUUCCCCAAUUCGGACCAACAAAUUCUAACAGGUAGCGGUGAUUCCACUUGCGCAUUGUGGGAUGUUGAAUCGGGUCAGUUAUUGCAAAGUUUCCAUGGACACACCGGUGAUGUGAUGUCAAUUGAUUUGGCACCGAAUGAAACGGGAAACACAUUUGUGUCGGGAAGUUGCGAUAAAAUGGCUUUCAUUUGGGACAUGCGUUCGGGAUCAGUGGUGCAAUCGUUUGAGGGACAUCAAUCCGAUGUGAACAGUGUUAAAUUUCAUCCAAGUGGUGAUGCCAUUUCAACUGGUUCCGAUGAUAGCACGUGCCGUUUGUAUGACAUGCGAGCCGAUAAAGAGGUAGCCAUUUAUGCAAAGGAUAGCAUUAUUUUCGGUGUGAAUUCAGUUGACUUUUCGGUGAGUGGACGUCUAUUGUUCGCCGGCUACAAUGAUUACACCGUCAAUAUUUGGGACACGCUAAAACAGCAGCGAGUUUGCUUGUUGUACGGCCACGAGAACAAAGUAUCAUGUGUUCAGGUGUCACCGGAUGGUACAGCUCUCUCGACCGGCAGUUGGGAUUAUACACUUCGUGUUUGGGCUUAAAUCAAUUUUCUAUGAUUGAAAAUCGUGAAUCUUCGGGAAAUCAAUAUUCUCCCAAUCAUACGCAUAAACUUUUGUGCACAAAACAUUCACUUCAACAAGAAAAUCAGUUUUAUCAUAUUAUUUAUUGCAUUCAUCCAUGGAUAUGUAUUGUUUUUGACGUUUUGUUAUUUAUUUAUUCAUAUAUUUAUCUUCUCAACCAUUUACGAGAUUAAACCAAAAAUACAGCCAAAGAAUUGCAUUCGAUGCGAAAGCAUUCGAACAUUUUAGCCAAAUUAAACAAUUUUAUUAGAAUAUAAUUCCAAUAGAUUUUCGUUGUAGACUAAUUUGCCGUGUGCUCAAACGGACGAUAGUUUAUUUACCAAUAUUUAUUUAAAUGUUAUAUAACAAGAAGAAAUGUGAAAAAUAUACCGAUAACUCAGUAUGCAUGUUAAAUCUAAAUCAAAAA
Sitodiplosis mosellana (orange wheat blossom midge) is the source of this 1581-nucleotide messenger RNA. RefSeq names its product guanine nucleotide-binding protein subunit beta-5 (gene Gbeta5). Gene Ontology annotation, biological process: G protein-coupled receptor signaling pathway; G protein-coupled dopamine receptor signaling pathway. The transcript has 3 exons. Gene Ontology annotation, molecular function: protein binding; signaling receptor complex adaptor activity. Gene Ontology annotation, cellular component: cytoplasm; heterotrimeric G-protein complex. The record is from RefSeq and is a predicted model, not a curated record. Bases 195 to 1136 code for a protein of 313 amino acids. NCBI's taxonomy places the organism in Eukaryota, Metazoa, Arthropoda, Insecta, Diptera, Cecidomyiidae.